GAGUGAAUCACUGAAACAGUAUCCCUGGCUUCGCCUGAAUCUCAGUGAAGGAGCAUCAGUCUCUUGAAUUAAAUCAUUGUUGAGCUUGAGAAAGAAAACAAAAAUGAAAUUGAAUCGGAACUUCAAUCAGGAGCUGGAGAUGCAAAACAGGCGGCGGGAGCAGGAUCAGCUCAUGGUGGAGUACAUCCAGGAGGUGGAUAAAGACGUGCGGCUGCAGGCCAGCCUCUGUGAGAACGACUGCUUCGACAAGAGGCGUUAUGUGAGGCUGCACCGAGAGCAGACCAAGGAGAGACUCAAAGAAGGCGCCCGCCUUCAAGCUGAGGAGAAGAAAGAAACCAGGAGAAAGCAGCUGGCGCUGGAAGAGAGACUGGCCAAAGAGCUUGAAGAAGUGGAGUGUCAGAAGCUAAAAGAGGAAAAAAUCAGACAGCACAUCAAAGAAAACAGCAUAGAGAUUAGAGAGCUUCAGUCCAAGCUGAAGUUGGCGUAUGUGAACAAAGGGCGAGCAGACCAGCUUCUCGAGCAAAAUGCAAUCAAACAGGAGCAGUUGGUUCAAGAAGCCGACUUCAACCGUAUGAGGAAAGACCUGCUUGAAAGAGCAGAUCAAGAAAAGGAAAGGGCUGUCAAGCAACGCCAGGAGGAACAACUGCAGUACCAACGAUUCCUGGCAAAGCAAAUUGUGGAGAGGAAGCACAAGAAACUGGAGGUCCAUGAAGAGUUCCUGAAGGAGAAGCUGAUGGUGGAUGACAUCAUCAGACAGAUCUACGAGAAAAAUGAGAAGGAGCGACUCGAGAAGUUACAGAAGGUCAAGGCCACGCAGGAGUAUAUAGAGGAGUUCAAGAGGCAGCAGGCAGAGUGGAAGCGCAUGGAACAAGAAAAGUUAGAUGCUGAGAACCAACGCAUCAUCGAGUUUGCCAACCAUCAGGAGGAGAUGGAGGAGAAGAGAAAUGCCAAACUGAGAGAGAUGGAAGAGGCUAAGGCAGUGCUUCACAAGGUUCUCUCUGAAAAAAUGGAGAAGGAGAACAGGCAGCGUGAAGAGUUGGAGAGAAUGCGACAGGAGGUUCACUUUGAAGAACAAGAGGAGGCGAGGAGGCGCAAAGAUCUUGAGGAGAUGGAGAAGGCGAUCCAACUGCGAACGUUCCUGCAGCGGACCUGCCAGGAGCAGAUGGCCUUUAAAGAGAAGAGAAAACAACUGGAGAAAGCAGAAGAGGAGGCUUUCAGAAAGAUGCUUCUGGCCAAGUUUGCUGAAGAUGACCGGCUAGAGCAGAUGAACGCUCACAAGCGACGGAUGAAGCAACUUGAGCACAAUCGGCAGGUGGAGAAGCUGAUGGAGGACAGAAAAAGGCAGCAUGAGAUGGAGUUGCUACUGGAAGCUCAAGAAAGGGAAAAGGAAGAAGCCAAAGAGGCGAUGUGCAGACAAAUAAUAGAAGAAGAAAGACUGAAACUUCUUAAACGCCAUGCUAGAAAACUCUUUGGAUACCUUCCAAAGGGUUUACUUCGUGAGGACGACCUGCAACACUUUGAUGAUGAAUUCAGAAAACACUAUGAGCCACCUGCCGAAGAUGUUUAUGAGGAAGCUAACUAGAAUAUUCCAUUUCCGUCCAAAAAAAAACCCAAAAAAAACACAUGGCCGAAAUGUCUUAAGGGAGCAAUGUUUCCAUACUUUCAAUUUAUCUAAAUUCGCAGUGUGCACUUGUAUGAAAUGAGUUUGUUCUCAACACAUUGAAGGAGAAACUGUUCAGAAUCGACCCCGAAACUGUACCUUUUAAAGCUGUCAUUCUUGUCAUUGAAGAAUUGCUCUAUUCAUAUUUUGUUUUGUUUACCAUUACAAUCAUAAUUUAUAUAUUCGUUCUACAGUAGAGGAGGACUGGAAAUAUGCUGGUUAAAAUAAUACAGAUGUGAUUACAUACAUGCAUAUA
This is a messenger RNA of Synchiropus splendidus (mandarinfish), 1916 nucleotides long. RefSeq names its product meiosis-specific nuclear structural protein 1-like. Bases 104 to 1582 code for a protein of 492 amino acids. The transcript is spliced from 9 exons. Gene Ontology annotation, cellular component: motile cilium. Lineage: Eukaryota; Metazoa; Chordata; Actinopteri; Syngnathiformes; Callionymidae. The record is from RefSeq and is a predicted model, not a curated record. Gene Ontology annotation, biological process: cilium organization.